CGCGCGGUCGAAAGCCGUCGCCGCGAAGAGGAAGGCACUUUGUCUUGGCUCCGAGGCCACCAUGUCGGCCCUGUGCGACCCUCCGGGGGUCGUGGGCCCCGCGGGGCCCUCUUCCAGCCCCAGACCAAUGCCUGGCCCCUCGUCGCUUAGUUCACAAGAACUGGCCCAGGAGAUCAAAGCCUUCCUCAGUGGCAUAGACCCUGUCCAUGGCAACAAACUCACACUUAAAGAACAUGCCCGCUGUGGAAUUUUGCUGCUGCGCAGCCUGCCACCUGCCCGCAGUGCUGUCCUGGACCACUUACGGGGCGUCUUCGAUGAGUAUGUGUGCACGUACUUGCUGGAUCUGGAAAGUGGCGAGAGUGGGAUAGUCUCUAUUCACACCCAGGGUCCCAAUCUGGAUGAUGUGGUGCAGGAGAUCCAAGCCGUGCUGUCUGACUUUGUCCGCAUGAACCCCAAGGCAUGGGCUGCCUUGGUCUCAGCCUGGUCCAUCGAUCUCAUGGGGCAACUGAGUAGUAAGUAUGCUGGCCGACAUGGCGUGCCCCAUGCCAGCAGCCUUAAUGAGCUCCUUCAACUCUGGAUGUCUUGCAAGGCCACACGGACCUUGAUGGAGAUCUACACCCAGUGCCUUUCCUCUAUGAUUAAUACCUGCCCGGAUGCCUGUGUUGAUGCCCUUUUGGAUACCUCCGUCCAGCAUUCGCCUCACUUUGAUUGGGUGGUAGCCCAUAUUGGCUCAUCCUUCCCCAACACGAUUAUCAACCGUGUGCUGUCCUGUGGCCUGAAGGACUUCUGCAUGCAUGGGACGGCUUCAGUGGACCUCCUUUUCCCGAGCGCCACAUCCUCUGAUAAGAGAGUACCCAAGAUUGCUUCAGUGGUGGGCAUCCUGGGCCACCUGGCCUCUCGGCACUCAGAGAGCAUCAAGCAGGAGCUGUUGAAAAUGUUUCACGGGAGCCUGGGUCCCACAUGGGACCAGCAGCAGAAAGCCACGGUACCUUUCUUGCUCCAGUUGGCCAUUAUGUCCCCUACUCUGCUGGGCACCAUCUCCGUUGAACUGGUGGAUUCUCUCAAGCCAGCCAUCCUCAACCAAUUGCACCAGCACUUUGUUCUGCUGCCUCGGGAGGAUCUAGAAAACAUGGUCAGCAUCGUGGUGCACCUUAUCUGCCAGACAUCGGAAGGUGCGUACCAGACCCUGCAAUUCCUCAUCAACACAGCUAUGCCAGCGUCUGUCAUCACCACCCCAUGCUUGGCCGUUCACGAUAGCGUACGAGAGGCUUGUGACCGCAUCAUCCAGCUCCUCCUCCUGAACCUUCAGAAGCUGGUGUACAACAGAGGUUCAGCCAACUUGGCAGAAGCCCCUCCCCGCGUUAUACCUUUCUUAGAUGAGCUGAAGAGCCAUGUGCAGGAGAUUUGUAUGGAGACACUGCGGCUGGAAAGGAAGCGCUUUUUGUGGCAGCACCAGCUGCUUGUCCUCCUUUCUGUUCACUGCACUCCAAGCUGUGCCAGUGAGGCUCUCUUCUAUCUGCUGACUCUAGCCAAAGGCCAGGAAGAACUAAGUUUGGCCAUGCAGCUCUAUGCUGUGCUUAGCUCUUGCAUGAGUGACCUGCUGCCAGCCACCGUCAAGAAGUCUGUCUGCCAGAUUCAUUCCGUGGGCCUCUCUGAGCAGCACACGGCCCAGUUGCUCCAAAACCUGGCAAUGAUCAUACAAUGGGAGGGAGAGGGCCCUACCUCUAUGGGCCACCAUCUGGGUCAAGCUGUCUCCUUCCACAUCUAUGACUUUGGCCAGCUCCUGUUGCACCACAAUCCUGAGGUGGCCCAAGCGGCCGCCUUACUUCUUUCUGUCUGCCCCAUCCCAAAGGCCAUUCGACCCGCCCACCUUCUCUUCCUCAUCCGCUCCGCCGUGCACCACUUCUUCCUCGUUCUGCACUCCCAGUGUCCCACCGGCAUCAGCUAUGCAAGCCGCCUCCUUUGCUGCCUCAGCAGGGCAUCUCUCACAGCCAGCAAGGCUAUCCUCCAGUACUUGGUGGAGGGAGCCCUGCAUCCCAGCAAAGCUGAGCUCUUUGGUGGAGUCUCUGAGCCGCCAUUGGUGGCAAGUGACAUUUUUUUGGAAGGAGCCAAGCUGUCUCUGCUGGACAUCAACCGGCGCUUCAUGACAGCGGUGAACUUCUCCGGAAGCGUGUGGUCGGUGUUCCACGCCGGAGUUAUUGGCCAGGGCUUAAAACCACCACAUGCCCCACAUCAGCGGGAACUGGAGGAGAUAUCUCACAACAUCCAGAACUUUUUAACCGUGUUGCUUCAGUGUUGUGGGAUGGGCCGCUAUGGCCAAGAGCCUGCCCAGCAUGUUUCUGUAAACCCGGAGGCAGCAAAGACAGUGGCGGUGGUUCUAGUGGAGACGGUAUGUCCAGAUGUCACCAACAGUGAACUGGCCUGGCCUCCCGAGGAUCACACACGCAACACUGUGGAGCGGGACAUACAAAUUGGGCGUGCUUUCCGGGACAACCCUCUCCUAUUCCAGCUUCUGCAUCUGGUGGCGGUGGGCCGACCAGCCUUGUGCUACUGCUCAGUGCUGCUCCGCGGCCUGAUGGCCACCCUCAUGGCCCACUGGGAGGCUUCGCGGGAGAACGACACCACCAGCUCCCCUUGGCACCUGCAGGCUUCUUGUGACUUGGUGGCCUGCAUGGGGGAAGGCCAUCUCCUUCCCGCCGUUUUGAGCAACAUGCAUGAGAUCUUUGACCAACUGGCCCCCUUUGAAGUCCACCUUUUGCUGCUCAGCGUUUGGGACUACAUGCAUGACAACAGCCCUUUGCCACAGAAGUUCACCUUCAAUGCCAGCACCGGGCGCUUCUUCCGGGACUUUUCCAGAGAUGCUGAUGCUGGGAAAUACCUUUGUGUUUUACACAGCGUCCUGCAUAAGAACAUUGACCGUCUCGGGCUGCUUUCGGGGCGGUUCCAUACUUAACGGCGUCCUUGCAGUUCUAACGUCAAGAAUUGAACCUCUUCUGCAGGUCUUAAGGCAUGGUUGCCCUGCCUUUUAAAAGCAAUUGUGACAUUUAUUUAGAUUUGCCCCCAAAAGGAGUAUCACAGAAAUGGAGUAGAAGUUGUAGGUCAGGCAUGGGCAAACUUGGGCCCUCCAGGUGUUUUAGAGGGCCCAAGGAAUUCCACAAUUCCUAAAGCCUCAGGCCCCUUUCCUUUUCCUCAGCUUAAGUGGAUGAGGGUGAAAAGGAAAGGGCCUGAGGCUGUUAGGAAUUGUGGGAGUUGAAGUCUAAAACCCCGGGAGGGCCCAAGGUUGCCCAUGUCUGUUUUAGGUGGUUUUGUGCCCCUUAUUUGUAGAAAAACAACCCCAAAUGUCUGCAGUUGAUCCGAGGGAGGGUCUUUGAAAACAAGAUUGAAAAUGGUUGAAAAUACCUUUAAAAUAAAUAAAUGUAAAUGUAAUAAUAA
Molecule: messenger RNA, 3432 nt
Organism: Anolis sagrei ordinatus
Lineage: Eukaryota; Metazoa; Chordata; Lepidosauria; Squamata; Anolidae
Gene: INTS5
Product: integrator complex subunit 5
Biological process (GO): snRNA 3'-end processing
Cellular component (GO): integrator complex
Source: RefSeq, a predicted model, not a curated record